AAUGCGUAUUUAAAUGGUCCCAGUGGGUCGUUUCUUCAGUAUUUUCUCCAGUCAGGAAUGCUCAAAGUGGGAGUGUUGGAGGAAACACUUUGAUUUUACAUCUAUUUCAGCCUGUUAGAGAUGGGCAUAGUCUCCAGAAAGACUGAAUUAAAUAAAGAUUAGUUUUUAUUUCUGAGCUGCAAACAACAUGCAACACAACCUCACAGUAGUCCCUCGAUCUGGCAAACGUUCCAGAACAUUUUUCUACUUCAUAGUUUUGUUUUGUGCUUCGUAUGAGAAAAUAAACACGGUCGGCGCUGGCUCCGACUCUGUUGUCUUUGCAGGAAACAUAACAGUUCUGAGAUCCAGGAGAGUUGGAGGCAAUGACCUGAGGUUACUGUGUUUAGCAGAGUCACGCUUAGGAGAUAUUUCUGUUUGGUGGAGCUGAGACACUUUUCCUUUUUUUAUUAAGAAGGAUUAAUGCUGACAUGCUGGAUGGUUUCCAUCAACAGUUUCAUGCAGUGAAGCUGUUUCUCAUGCUCUGCUAUCAGACAGAUGUCACUGCUGCACAUCUGGACCAGGAGGUGAGACGGACAGAUCAUGGUUUCCUCCAGCUGCUGUGCAGAGGUUACAACUCCUGCUUCAGGCUGCUUUCGAAGCUAAAAACGACAGCGACUCAUCAGACAAACUACGACAUGUUGAGAUCAGGCGUGAACUAACCGUGACGUCACCCGUUGGUUUCAACGCCGAAUAAAGGAAGCCCGGAUUUUGCUACUUCCUGGUCGCCAUUUUGAAUUUUUUGGAGCCAGUGACGUAAAAAGCAUCAGACUGGACCGGAGAGCAACUAGGGGCAGGACCAGUCAGUGGGACUGUCCAUCAAGUAUAGCCACGCCCCCUGGCUCCGCCAACUUUAACGAUUUAUUUAAAAUUCAGUAUUGAUUUAUUUUAAGAUCGGCCACCUGAUCUCUCAUUUUGACCAUGAAAACUAACGGGAAAAAAAUCCUGAGCUGUAGAACAUCAGUCUAUCACAUUUUAUUUUCUCCAAAAAUGAAUUGGGGUCUAUGGAGAAAAAGUUUUUUGGAGCCAACCCUAGCGGACGGCGUGAUAUUGCAAGUUUUUGACACUUCUGUGUGGGCUUCAUUUUUGGAGCCAGAUGCUACGUCCAUCUUUAUAUACAGUCUAUGGUUGAGAAAUUAACAUUCCUCUGUUCUGCUGUGGAUUUAACAGAACCUUUAUCAACAUGUGGGAGAAACACGUGCAUGUAAUUAAUACAAACACCUCAGAAACUCGGAGCACGCUUGAGAUGAACAUUUACAGGAACAGCUGUAAUCUGAUCUUUCAGUCUUUGUGUUUCCAUCAGAGCGUAGCAUCCAACAGCUUCCACCACGACUGGGUCGGACUCUCUGCCUUCCACUAUGAAGUCUGUGCUUGCACUAGGAAUUUGAAAAGAAGAGCCACUGUGGCUCACUCAUAAGAAUAACAAGGAGCCACAAACAGCCACAAAUUUCUGUCAGUGAUAGCAGAAAAAAUGGAGUCAUUUUCCUGCAUUCUGGUGCAUUUUGAGGAAACCGCUCUCACCUUAUAACAUCAAACAACAGACCAAGGAUCUGAUCACAAAGUUAGAAACAAAAUGGAGCAGCUAGCAGCGCUAAAGGGACUAAAGAUCUCCUUCAGUGUGAGUGUGGAGACCAAAACUGAGCUACGAUGGGCUAUUUUAGUGAAGAUAGCAGAAACACCAGUCCAGAUGAAGCUGAAGUUCUCCUGUCUCCAGAACUGUCCUGCUGCCAAACUCUGCUCGGAUUCCUCCUCGUCCAGCGCACGACCUCACCUCGGCACAUCUUCUCUCCUCAAGCUCCGGCGCCACCAGGACUUCCACUGCAGCUUCAGACGCACUUGGGCUAAAUUUCACUCGACGAGGAAGAACCUGAUAGUUUGUUCAGCUUCAGCAGCAGCUCAGACCGAAACCAUGAGCCUGAAGACGGACGCAGAACCGAACAACAACGUUUCCAUCGAGGAGGAGGUACGAACUCUGUUUGUCAGCGGCCUGCCGGUGGACAUCAAACCUCGAGAACUUUACCUGCUCUUCAGACCUUUUAAGGGUUAUGAAGGGUCACUGAUUAAGUUAACGUCCAAACAGCCUGUCGGGUUUGUAACCUUCGACAGUCGAUCUGGAGCUGAAGCUGCUAAAAAUGCACUGAAUGGAAUCCGUUUUGACCCCGAAAGCCCCCAGACCCUGCGCUUAGAGUUUGCUAAAGCCAACACGAAGAUGGCAAAGAGUAAGCUGAUGGCCACACCGAACCCCACAAAUAUCCACCCCGCUCUAGGAGCUCACUUCAUUGCACGGGACCCAUAUGACCUGACGGGGGCAGCGCUGAUCCCAGCGUCCCCGGAUGCCUGGACCCCGUACCCCCUGUACACCACGGAGCUGACCCCCGGCCUGCCCCACGCUGCCUUCACCUACCCAGCAGCCGCCGCCGCUGCUGCCGCCCUCCACGCCCAGGUGAGGGACCAACCGAUGCGCUGGUACCCCACUCCCUCUGAGACUUCCCAGCCUGGAUGGAAGUCCCGGCAGUUUUGUUAGAUAUUUAGCCUCUGGAAACCACACCUUUGUCCAGCUGAAGUGAGGUUUGCCGAGCUCUUCGUUAAUUUAAUCAGGUUUAUUUAAUGGACAGAUGUGCAUUAUUAUAAACAAUCAGUAUUUAUAUCUCCUCCCGAUUGUCUCUGGGGGGAGUCUGAGUUAAACCCAUCUUGCUGUCGACAAUCUAAGCUCAUCCUUGGCAACUAUCGCGGUACCAUCUUAGCACUUCAAAAUGAAAGCCUCAUGCAAAACCCGUUCAAACUCCAUGGAUCAUACUUGCUGAGGGAAAAUUGCCGCAUUUGAAGUUACCGUUGUUAAGCUAGUCCUUCCUCGGGUGGCCGCUGCUCUGGGAGGUUUAGAAGCGUUAAGUCUUUGCAUGUUCAAGUCUUUUUGGCAUGAAUUUAGAACGCAGAGUUCUGUGUAUCCUAAUUUUCUUAGUGUUUGUGUUGCCGUGUUCUCGGCCUAGACAGCAACAUGUUUUGUUUUCUGUAGAACCUUGGUCUUACCUCUGUGGACGCUAGGCUGUUGUGUAAAUGGCUUAUCUCGCAUGGACCUUGUGAAUGCAUCCCUGACGUUCUGACAAUCCCAGUCCUGAUGAUCAUAUCAAUGUCUGUCAUUAUUUGAGCAAAAAAGGAAAGUACAAAUGUUUUUGUACUUCUUUUUGCGUGAUGUAUAUUUAUGCAUUUUUGUGCAACUAAAUAAUGAACCUGUAUAAGUUGGAUGUUUAGUCGUCUCUUGUGUUCUUUGGUGUUAAUUUUUUGAUCCUAUAAUCUUGUUGAAGUAGUUUUAAAAGUGCAAUUUGUUUAAAGGGGAAGUGGGUAUCUGUCAAAAUAAAAUAAAAAAUGAAUGGAAGUAUUCUGAAGGUGGCUUGUGCCAUUCUGCUAACAUGAGAUUGCUGUAAAAGGAUCUUUCCAGAAUGUGAAACUGGACUACAAACGUGACGGGUUGCUUUUUGGGGGCCAUUUUGAAAUGGGAAGCAGGAUUAGACUGAUGGAGGAAUUUAGUUUGUGGUUUAGAAACAUGUUUGUCUUUGUAUCUGCUGUGCAUAAGAUGUAAAAAAUAAUAAUCCCAUCUUAUGAAUAAAAGUGAAUGCAUA
Molecule: messenger RNA, 3653 nt
Organism: Acanthochromis polyacanthus (spiny chromis)
Lineage: Eukaryota; Metazoa; Chordata; Actinopteri; Pomacentridae
Product: RNA-binding protein, mRNA-processing factor 2a
Exons: 10
Coding region: 1610-2560 (316 amino acids)
Biological process (GO): negative regulation of smooth muscle cell differentiation
Molecular function (GO): mRNA binding; protein homodimerization activity
Source: RefSeq, a predicted model, not a curated record